CCGUUUAUUCAAAAGUAAUACGUAGCUGCGUAUUGAGCGUAACUUCAGGGUGAGGGAUACCUUGCAGGGAUCUCUCCGAGUAGUCUUAGCAAAGGAAUUGGUGUAACACGUUUGGGAACAGGAAUUCAUACCGAAGGGAAACUGUUCCUGUAUCCAGCAUUUACCAUGGUCUGCUGCUGUAUUUGUUUGACAGUCCUAGGAACUCUCUGUGGAUUUUUAUUAUUUGCAGCAUAUAAACUUGGUUUAGUAUAUCAGCUAUUCCACAAGGUACAGCCAAAAAGUCCAUGCCACGGUGGUGAACUUGUUGCAGAAGUUCUGAAAUCGCAUGGGGUGAAGUUUGUCUUCACCCUGGUUGGAGGACAUAUUUCUCCAAUCCUUGUAGCAUGUGAAAAAGUUGGAAUCCAAGUGGUGGACACAAGACAUGAGGCUACUACUGUCUUUGCUGCGGAUGCUGUAGCACGGCUUUCAGGUACUGUUGGUGUAGCUGCAGUAACGGCAGGCCCAGGUUUAACCAAUACUGUCACAGCAGUUAAAAAUGCACAAAUGGCAGAGUCUCCUGUUCUCCUGAUUGGAGGAGCUGCAGCCACCUUGCUUCAGGGCCGUGGAGCUCUCCAGGAUAUCGACCAGCUGUCACUUUUUAAAUCAUUGUGCAAAUUCUGUGCCUCCAUAAGGACUGUGCGUGAAAUUGUUCCAACUCUCCGUAAAGCUCUUGCAUUGGCUCAGUCUGGCACUCCAGGUCCUGUUUUUGUAGAGUUCCCUAUAAAUGUGCUCUACCCAUAUCAUAUUGUGGAAAGAGAAAUGGCACCAAGGGGAACACCCAAAGGAAUCAUGGGGAAGGCGAUCAGCUGGUAUCUUCAGAAUCACCUCAACAACCUUUUUGCUGGAGCCUGGGAGAAGAGAGACAUGUCGCCCCUUCCUGUCCACAUCCCACAAGCUACAGCAGAGCAAGUGCAGCGGUGUGUGGAAUUGGUCAGCAGGGCUAAGAAACCAGUGAUCCUCCUUGGCAGUCAGGCUACCCUACCCCCAAUUCCAGUUGACAAAUUACGGGCAGCACUAGAAUCUCUUGGUAUCCCUUGUUUCCUAGGAGGGAUGGCACGUGGAAUGUUAGGAAGAGAAUCACCAAUCCACAUUCGCCAGAACCGCAGAGAUGCAUUAAAGGAGGCAGACCUGGUUGUCCUAGCAGGUACAGUGUGUGACUUUCGCCUCUCAUAUGGCCGUGUUCUUAGUCGUCGCAGCAAGAUGAUUGCUGUCAAUCGGGAUCGGUCACAAUUGUUGAAGAACUCUGACAUGUUCUGGAAACCAACUGUUGCUAUUCAAGGUGAUGCUGGCUCUUUCUUAGUUCAGCUUUCUGAGGGAUUGAAAGGUUACCAGUGUCCUCAGGACUGGCCACAGAGCUUAAAGGAAGGAGACCUCAAGAAGGAGAACUCCAACAGGGAGAAAUCAGGAGAGAAAACAGAGCUGCAUUUGAACCCACUAAAGGUACUGCACCAUGUUGAGGAGCUGGCUGCAGAGGACAGUAUAUUUGUGGCUGAUGGUGGGGAUUUUGUUGGCAGUGCUGCUUAUAUCCUUAAACCCCGAGGCCCACUUAAGUGGCUUGAUCCAGGUGCAUUUGGGACACUGGGUGUCGGUGGUGGAUUUGCACUUGGAGCCAAACUCUGUAGGCCAGAGUCAGAGGUUUGGAUCAUAUACGGAGACGGUUCUCUUGGUUUUAGUGUUGCAGAGUUUGACACUUUCACUCGUCAUAAGACCCCAGUGAUUGCAUUAGUGGGUAAUGAUGCUUGCUGGAGUCAGAUCUCACGUGAACAGGUCCCAUUACUGGGAAGUAGCGUAGGGUGUGAACUGGCUUUCACUGAUUACCACGUUGUAGGAGAGGGAUUUGGAGGAAAGGGCUUACUGCUUACCCGACAGCAGGAUGGUAAUCUGGAUGAAACUAUAAUCGAAGCACAGGAAAUGUGUCAAAACGGCAGUGCUGUGCUGUUGAAUGUUCUGAUUGGGAAAACAAGCUUCCGAGAAGGUUCCAUCUCUGUGUAAAUCCUGGAUAUGAGGACUGUGUUAAUUCUGACAUUGCCAUGGCUGACACAAGCAGGAGUCUGUCUAAAUGAAAAAAAGUACAGCAGGACUGACAUAUGUUGAUAACUGUAUCAUGCCUGCCAAGAAGUAUCAUGUUUCCUCUCCUUUUUCGCAAAAUGCAACAUAUUCAGCAGGAUGAAGUCAUGUUAGUUGAGACACACUACUAAACCAAUGGAACAAAGCUACUGCAAAUGGUUAUGAUGUGGCUAUGUAGAAUUAAUUCAUCCUUUCUUUUUUUAGUGCAGUCUCUGUUAGUUUAAUGGAGAAAUGGACAGACUUUAUUGCCUUGGGGCACCAGACUCUACUGAGGUUUACUUACAAGUUGUCUAUGAAGGUCACCCUAAUCAAACCAAUUCCAGCAACAAUUUGAAUCCCGGGCGGAUUUUAUCAACAUGUCCUGCAUUCUUGAGGCUUGAGUAGAUUGCGUCUGUGACAUCCAUAGUUUGUGUACAGUGCAAAGUCCCUUCUCAAGAUGUGGAGUUAUUAUGUUUCCCCAUGGGGAAAUGGGAUGCCAUCCAUUACAAUGGCCUAAGUUACCAGAGUUGUCUAUGCAGUGAUGUGAUACAUCAUUAGAGGCCAGUGUGGGGUGACAUACAGAAAGGAGUUCUUUGGAAAUGGCAGAAAUGUAAUUUUGCAUUUUUCACAUGGGUUUCCGAAGUUUCAUUUCACUGGAGAUCUGAAGGAUUGCAGAACUGCUCUGUUAAAAAAAUGCUCAGAAAAUUAAAACCCUUACUGUAGGGGAUGACAGUCAUCAUAAAAACUAUAAAGCCUCUCAAUCAACUUAAUUUUCCUUUGAAUAAAUUAUAAAAAAUCUUUACAUUAAGGAGUUACAGCACACAUCAUAAUGGUUGCAAGUAAUACAUUAAAGUCUGAUGUAUGUAUUUUAUGAAA
Molecule: messenger RNA, 2961 nt
Organism: Protopterus annectens (West African lungfish)
Lineage: Eukaryota; Metazoa; Chordata; Ceratodontiformes; Protopteridae
Gene: ILVBL
Product: ilvB acetolactate synthase like
Exons: 16
Coding region: 166-2031 (621 amino acids)
Biological process (GO): L-valine biosynthetic process
Cellular component (GO): acetolactate synthase complex
Molecular function (GO): magnesium ion binding; acetolactate synthase activity; flavin adenine dinucleotide binding
Source: RefSeq, a predicted model, not a curated record